Hippopotamus amphibius kiboko is the source of this 941-nucleotide messenger RNA. It is a transcript of the gene U2AF1, whose product is annotated as U2 small nuclear RNA auxiliary factor 1. Gene Ontology annotation, cellular component: spliceosomal complex; U2AF complex. NCBI's taxonomy places the organism in Eukaryota, Metazoa, Chordata, Mammalia, Artiodactyla, Hippopotamidae. The transcript is spliced from 8 exons. Gene Ontology annotation, biological process: mRNA splicing, via spliceosome. Bases 75 to 788 code for a protein of 237 amino acids. Gene Ontology annotation, molecular function: pre-mRNA 3'-splice site binding; metal ion binding. The record is from RefSeq and is a predicted model, not a curated record.
UCCCGCGGGCGUCGGGCGGGGUCGUCGGCGUCGGCAGCCGGGUCGUCGGCGGCGGCGGCGGCGGCGGGUGGGAAAUGGCGGAGUACUUGGCCUCCAUCUUCGGCACCGAGAAAGACAAAGUCAACUGUUCCUUUUAUUUCAAAAUUGGAGCAUGUCGUCAUGGAGACAGAUGCUCUCGGUUGCACAAUAAACCGACCUUUAGCCAGACCAUUGCCCUCUUGAACAUUUACCGUAACCCUCAAAACUCUUCCCAGUCUGCUGACGGUUUGCGCUGUGCCGUGAGCGAUGUGGAGAUGCAGGAACACUAUGAUGAGUUUUUUGAGGAGGUUUUCACAGAAAUGGAGGAGAAGUACGGGGAGGUGGAGGAGAUGAACGUCUGUGACAACCUUGGGGACCACCUCGUCGGGAAUGUGUAUGUCAAGUUUCGCCGUGAAGAAGAUGCGGAAAAGGCCGUGAUUGACUUGAACAACCGCUGGUUUAACGGGCAGCCCAUCCACGCCGAGCUCUCCCCUGUGACCGACUUCAGAGAAGCCUGCUGCCGCCAGUAUGAGAUGGGGGAGUGCACGCGGGGAGGCUUCUGCAACUUCAUGCACCUGAAGCCCAUCUCGCGGGAGCUGCGGCGGGAGCUGUACGGGCGCCGCCGCAAGAAGCACAGAUCGCGGUCCCGCUCUCGGGAGCGUCGCUCGCGGUCUCGAGACCGUGGUCGUGGCGGUGGCGGCGGAGGCGGCGGAGGACGGGAGCGCGACAGGAGGCGGUCGAGAGAUCGGGAAAGAUCUGGGCGAUUCUGAGCCAUGCCAUUUUUACCGUAUGUCUGCUAGGAAGUGUUGUAGUUGAUUGACCAAACCAGUUCAUAAUGGGAAUUUUUUUUAAAAAACAACAAAAAAAAACAAAGAUGGGUUUCUGAAUAAAAUUUGUAGUGAUACAGUAUUCUGUGUAACUUA